AUGAUCAUCGACGGAAUAAAGUGCAGAAGCCGUUGCCCGGCAUCGUUGGAAGUUUAUCAACGGCACCGCCAUACAGCAGCGUCAACACACGAUCAACAUCAUCGCAGUGGUGGGGUGAGGCUGGGAGCCCAGCCCACCAAGAAAACUCCCGAUUCCAAGUGGAAAGAGACCUCCCUACGUGCAAUGGCAUCAAGGCCCCACUGUGUGCCUUUGGGGAAAGAAGCAUUUUUGCAUCUUGGAGAAUCGCUUGGUGAGCGUUGUGGCAGGGGUUGGCGGAAAACAUCACAUUUGCGGCUUCCAGAGGAGCAAACGGCCGGCGGUUGUCUUUUGGCGGGCGGGGUCUAG
Molecule: messenger RNA, 345 nt
Organism: Colletotrichum abscissum
Lineage: Eukaryota; Fungi; Ascomycota; Sordariomycetes; Glomerellales; Glomerellaceae
Exons: 3
Coding region: 1-345 (114 amino acids)
Source: RefSeq, a predicted model, not a curated record